AUGAAAGUCUGGCAAGAAGUCAAUUGGCAAGUUCCCUGCUGCAUAUUACUAGAAAGUAUUAUAGAUUUGGUGGAAAAAUUGAAUUUUGCAAGCUCUAGAUUCAGAAAGACUCGCGAUUCUUCGAAUUGUAGACUCUGGUGGGUUAUUAUGCGGGAGAUGGACACCCGUCGCAUCCCCGUCCAGAUGCAGUCGGAGACCCUCGAGUAUGCCGUUUUUCUCUGCUGCGGCCACGCUGCGGGUUCGAAAUGCGCGCAGAAAUGCAGCAGUGACGAGGAGGAUAUUGUCGUGCUUGACGAAGCAGUGACGCCCAACUUUGAGGACCGGAUACGAAACAGUCCUCCACGGGCAGCAAAAGCUGGCCAGGUCAGAGUCGUAUUGUUGAGCUCGCAAGCAGGCGUCUUUAGAGACCUCCGUCAGACGCAUGUGCUGUUUGAACAGUACUGGGCCAUCAACACGCGUGAGGUCGCGCUGCUCUCGUCGCAGCUUGUUUCAAGCUAUCACAGCAGGGCCGUUACUAUUGACGGGGACAUGUGCCUGGAAAUCUGCUACAACGUCAGCGAGUCGCUCUCCUAUGUCGCCAACAAGAUGGAUCCCCUGGACAGCACGCUGAGCGUCAACAUGAACCCUCGACCGGCCGACGUGCUGCUACAGCACAACUACGAGCCGCUGUAUUUCCGCUACAACGUCGUCACCGGCCAGACGACCUACAUCCUGCUCGACGCCAGAUGCGAGCGGCGCGAGCUGCUCCACGCGCUGGGCGAGAAGCUCUCGACUUCGACAAGGUUACACCCCUUCAGCCUGCAGACGGUCAUCCUGUUCAGCGUCCUGUCGACACGCACCACCGAGAUCGACAACCUCUUCCGCCGGCUGCUCUGGAUCGAGAGCCAACUGCAGGAGGGCUCCAUCUUCGAGAUCACUGACUCGGAGAAGUUCGCCCGGUACAUCCAGCUGCUGCACAAGAUGGCGCGGAGCCUGAUCACGCUCGAGCACAACAACCAGCGCGACCGGUCGAACGUGGACCGGCUACUGCGCGACCACACCCGGCUGUGGAAGCUGAGCCGGGUCUAUCCCGGGGCACACAAGCACAGCAUCGACGUGCGCUCCCACGAACGCGUCCGAGACAACCUGCUCUGUCUGCGGGACUUUUGCACGGACCGCGAGCGGCAGAUCCUGACGCUGCAGCGUCGGACGCAGGACUUUAUCACGCUGCUGUACAACCUGAUCACGGGCCACGACAGCGCGACGAACCUGCGGAUCGCGGACGAGUCGAAGAAGGACAGCACGUCGAUGAAGAUCAUUGCGGCGGUAACCAUGUUCUACCUGCCGGCGACGUUCGUCUGCAGCCUGUUCGGGACGAAUCUGGUUGCUCUCGACACGAGUGGGCCGGCAGAGCCGACGUUUGUCGUAUCGAAGAUGUGGUGGCUGUAUUUUGUAUUUGCGGUGCCGCUGACAGUGGUGACGAUGCUGGGGUUUGUGGCGUGGAGGAGAUGGCGAGAGGGAAGAAGGAGAUUGAUUCAGGAGAAACUAGAUGUCUGA
Rasamsonia emersonii CBS 393.64 is the source of this 1536-nucleotide messenger RNA. RefSeq lists its product as uncharacterized. Bases 1 to 1536 code for a protein of 511 amino acids. Lineage: Eukaryota; Fungi; Ascomycota; Eurotiomycetes; Eurotiales; Trichocomaceae. The record is from RefSeq and is a predicted model, not a curated record. The transcript has 7 exons.